This is a messenger RNA of Mus caroli (Ryukyu mouse), 742 nucleotides long. It is a transcript of the gene Hbq1, whose product is annotated as hemoglobin subunit theta 1. Gene Ontology annotation, molecular function: haptoglobin binding; organic acid binding; heme binding. Gene Ontology annotation, cellular component: hemoglobin complex; blood microparticle; haptoglobin-hemoglobin complex. Gene Ontology annotation, biological process: oxygen transport; hydrogen peroxide catabolic process. The record is from RefSeq and is a predicted model, not a curated record. NCBI's taxonomy places the organism in Eukaryota, Metazoa, Chordata, Mammalia, Rodentia, Muridae.
GAGCUCAGCCACGGGGCAGAGCGCAAGGAUCAGUUCACUGAAGAUGGCUCUGUCCCAGGAUGAUCACUGGCUGGUCCUUGCGCUCUGGAAGAAGAUGGGCAGCAAUGUCGGAAUCUACACGACCGAGGCCUUGGAGAGGACCUUCGUGGCUUUCCCCUCCACCAAAACCUACUUCCCACACUUGGACCUGAGGCCAGGCUCUAGCCAGGUUAAAGCCCAUGCCCAAAAGGUGGCCGAUGCACUGACUCUCGCUACCCAGCACCUGGACGACCUGCCUGCUUCUCUGUCUGCUCUCAGUGAUCUACAUGCGCACAAGCUCUGUGUGGACCCUGCUAACUUCCAGUACUUCAGCCACUGUCUGCUGGUGACUCUUGCCCGGCACUAUCCUGGAGACUUCAGCCUGGAGAUGCAUGCCUCCUUGGACAAGUUUCUGGGUCACGUGACUUCGGCACUUGUCUCCAAAUAUCGCUGAAUUGGGGAUACAGGGUACUAUAGUCUCCACCCAUGCCCUUCCUAAAGCUCACAAUGUUUCAGUAAACCUCCCCAGGGCUGCAUUGCUGUUCUGGACGCAGAGGGGCACGAGAGGAAUAUACUCCCCGCUCCCAGUACUCCAAAACAAAGUUCCAAGAGACUGAAAGUACAGAUAAGCUGGUGUCUCAGAUCUCAUAUGGGAGGCAGCCAUCCCUUGUUUGUAUUGUUUUAUUGUGUUUUUGCCUUUGAGAUAAAUUUCAUGUUCUCAUGU